Trypanosoma conorhini is the source of this 1812-nucleotide messenger RNA. Its product is annotated as putative kinesin. The transcript has a single exon. Gene Ontology annotation, molecular function: microtubule binding; microtubule motor activity; ATP binding. The record is from RefSeq and is a predicted model, not a curated record. Lineage: Eukaryota; Euglenozoa; Kinetoplastea; Trypanosomatida; Trypanosomatidae. Gene Ontology annotation, biological process: microtubule-based movement. The coding region runs from base 1 to 1812 and encodes 603 amino acids.
AUGAAGAGCCAGUCGACUGCAAAGGCGGCACCGAAGAACAUCUCCGUGUUUCUUCGUGUGCGUCCCACCAUUGCCCGUGAGUCGAAGGACUCAUGCAACAACCUGACCUUUGACCCCAGCGAUCCGCAGACCGUUACCGUGACGCGAAAGAGCGGCUCAAGGGCGAUUUCCAAGUCGUAUACGUUUAACAAAGUCUUCACCCCGACGACGGGGCAGACGGAGGUGUACAACGAGUUUGCGCGGGGCGCCGUUGACGCCGCCUUUGAUGGUCAACAUGGCGUGCUUUUUGUCUACGGGCAAACAGGCUCUGGUAAGACGUACACCAUUAGCAAUGAUGACCCAAAGAACCCUGGCAUGCUGCAGCAAGGCCUACACGAUGUCUGGAAUCGCAUUUACAAUGACCCAGAGCACGAUUACAGCUGCACUGUGAGCUAUGUGCAGCUGUACAAUGAAAUCCUGACGGACCUGCUGGACGCAGAGAAGGGGCGUGUGCGUAUUCAGCUUGGCCCGGAAGGGUGCGGCGACGUCGUGCUUGUCGCGGAGUCGACUGGCCUGCCCAUUGAGAAGGGCGUGCAGAAUUACGAGGAGGCAAUGGAGUUGUUUGCCCUUGGCAUGAGCCGCAAGGAGAUGACAAGCACGGUGAUGAAUGAGAGCAGUUCCCGCUCCCACACCAUCUUCAACUUCAACAUCACCCGCUCCAAGAAGGUGAAGGCGGUGGAGUUGGGCGAGACGCCGACGACGGCGUUGGAGGGCCGUCUUGUGAUUUGCGACCUGGCCGGCAGUGAGCGGGUCAGCAAGACGCACGCCGAGGGGAAGACGCUGGGCGAGGCAACCCACAUCAACGGGAGCCUGCUCGUCCUCGGGAAGGUGGUCGCGGCACUGACGGAGAAGAGCUCCCAGCACGUGCCGUUCCGUGAGUCCAAGCUGACCCGCAUCCUGCAGUACUCGCUGCUGGGCAACGGCAACACCUCCAUCGUGGUCAACUGCAGCCCCGCCGACGAUUCCUCCGAGGAGACGCUGGGCGCCAUCAUGUUCGGCCAGCGGGCAAUUCAAAUCAAGCAGGAGGCGAAGCGCCACGAGGUGCUCGACUACAAGGCACUCUACCUGCAGCUCAUGGCUGAGCUCGAUUCCAAGAACGACGGAACACUGGAGGAUGCCCUGGGAGAGGAGCGGCGCGUGUACGAGGACCGUGUCAGCGCCUUGGAGGACCGUGUAAAAAUUCUUGGCACCGAGAACGAUCUCCUGCGGCAGCAGAUCGCGGCGCUGCAGCGCGGGGACGCUGGCGGAAGGGCCGUCGACGAUGCCGCCGCCGGCUGGCAGACGGUAAGUAGGCAGAUGCGGGAGAAGCUGAUCGAGCGCGAUGCGGAGGUCAAGUCCAUCACGGAGGAGAGGUUCAAGCUCGCCAUCCUGCUUGCGGAAGAGAAGCGCACGACGUUCAGGCUGGCGGAGCGUCUGCGCUCCAUCAUGAUACGCUACCAAAUGGACUCCAGGCAGUGGACGCAGCGGCAGGAGGAGCUUGGCCUGGAGCUGGCGCGACUGAAAGGCACGGACUACAUCAGCGUCACGGGCGACAUGAGCGAGUGCGCCUCGCCGGGUGCGGCGGCGAGUCAAGCCUAUUCCACGGAUUCCAUGAACACCUCCCCGGGGAAGGGCGAUGGGUACUUGCAGGAGCAGCUGGAGAAGGCCUACACACGCAUCCGCGAGCUGAAUGAGGAGCGAGUGGAACGCAUAGUCUACCAAUCCAAGGCGGAAAAGGCUAUUCGUAUGCUGCACGCCGAGAAGGCGGCCCUCGAGAAGAGGCUCGCCCAGUAG